AUGUGCGCGGCGGCGUCGCCCAAGAGCGGCUCCCUGGUGGAGAGGUUCAAGGAGCUGAUCAUUGCGGGCAUGGACCCUCAGGAGCCGGAGCAGCGCGGGGAUCGCCGCGGCAAGGCCGACCACCAACAGCCAUCCGAACCCAUCGGUUUCACAUUCCAUGACAAUGCGGGCCGCCUGUGCAUCCCUGUCAUCCUCUUCAACGUGUCCGCAGGCCCCUCCAGCCUUGGUCGCAAGGUCCUGCGCAAGAUCAUCACAACGCGCCAUGAGCUGGCUCAUGAAUACAAUGCGUACCUCUCAGUGCUUGCCAUCUCGGAUGGACAUGGGUCAAUCGCGCCUCAAACAAAGAUGCCGAGGAACAUUGCAGUGCAACAGGGCCUGUCAGACACGGUCCUCAAUGAGGUGCUGGAGUGCACAGAGCAGGGAACCUCUAUGGCCGGCAACGGCUACAGCUCCAUUGAUGACGUCAUCGAGAUGGCUGGUCAGGCAGGGUGUUGUGUGCUAGAUGUGGGGGAUGCGAAGCCCCACAAACGAGCGAAGGCGUUCCUCUCAGGCUUGCUGAAUGCUGGAUCGAGGGGCUAUUUCGGUGUGGUGAUCGCCAAUCGGGAAGGCGAGGAGUUGGACAGGCUGAAGGGGGCUUUCACUGAGCUGUUGGUGCUGGAAGAGGAAUCGGAUGAGUGGGACGUGGUACGGCGCGUGGUGGAGUGGUAUCCCACCAUCGAGUCGGUGGCAAGAGCAGAGCCACAAAAGACAGAUGCCUUGAGGGAACCCGUGCCUUCCGAGGGGCAGGUGACGGAGGUCUCAGUGCACAGACCCACCAACACCUCCCCCGAUCUCAUGGCGGACCUGAUGGCGACGGUGGCAAAGGACCCGCCCGGCGUGCUGAGCCGGAUAAAGGGCGGCGACGUCCAGACGUGCCUGGCUGCCGCCAACCUCUUCACGUCGCUCAAUGGGAAUCCGAACGACCUGCUAGAGCAGUACUUUGAGCUUGGGCUGGCAGGAGCACUAAUGGAGCAGGCUUCCAUGGCUAGGUCGGAACCCAGAAACAACCAGCUGUGGAUGGCGAGCCUGGCGUGUGCGAUCGCCUUCGCGAACUUUGACGACAAAUUGGGGGAGGACAUACAGGAUGAGUUGGUCAUCGAGGAGGAGCUUAACAGGGAGCUUCGGAUCGCCGCCCAGUCCAGGCACAUCCCCGUGCGCAAGGUCGCCCGCAGCGGCAUCGCCAUGCUGGACAGCAACUACGGCAUGUGGCGCCAGUUCUGCGACAACGCCGCCUGCGACAGGGAGGAGACAAUGCCGCGGGAGUUCAUGUUCUGCCGCGGCUGCAAGUGCGCCGCGUACUGCAGCCGCGAGUGCCAGAAGGCGGACUGGCGGCGGCACAAGGCGGAGUGCGGAAGCUUUGCGAGCCUGUGA
This is a messenger RNA of Ostreobium quekettii, 1410 nucleotides long. The record is from the annotation of a GenBank genome assembly. Lineage: Eukaryota; Viridiplantae; Chlorophyta; Ulvophyceae; Bryopsidales; Ostreobiaceae.